Molecule: messenger RNA, 2082 nt
Organism: Fusarium keratoplasticum
Lineage: Eukaryota; Fungi; Ascomycota; Sordariomycetes; Hypocreales; Nectriaceae
Exons: 4
Coding region: 1-2082 (693 amino acids)
Biological process (GO): potassium ion transmembrane transport; stabilization of membrane potential
Cellular component (GO): membrane
Molecular function (GO): potassium ion leak channel activity
Source: RefSeq, a predicted model, not a curated record
AUGCCCAUCACAAACGAUGCAGAUUUAGGUGGGAAUACCGAUCAAGAAGCCCAGGUCACCAACGGUCAUGCCUCUCGUGGGAAAUGGCUUCAAAACGAAGAUGCUGAACUAGAAGCUAGCCGUUGGUGGUUCCUCUCAGCGGCAUUCCCUAUGACCGCAGGGGCUCUAGGUCCCGUAGCUUCGGCGUUUAGUAUCUGUUCCCUAGUUGAGCCAUGGCGACAGCAUCUCGUUCCCGGGGGAGCUAUCCAGGACGCCGCUCCAGUCCCGGACCCGACGUGGUUGACGAUUGUCGAGGCCAUCCAGCUUGUUAUCGGCAUCAUCUCCAACAUAUUUCUUCUCCUCAACAUGGCAAGACGAGUCCAAUUUCGCCUGGCCCAGCCCAUCACAAUAAUUGGAUGGUACGCCUCUGCUCUAUGCCGCAUGUCUCUGAGCGCUGCUGUCGCUCGGCCUCUCAAAGACAUUGGGUUCCCUCAAAACGAGGUUGUCUGGUCUCAGGCAUUUUACUAUGGCAUUUGGGCAGCCAUCCUCUAUUUCGUCGAUGCUUCGCUCAUGGCGGCUACCUUCUGGGGUGCUUUGACUGGUCGCUACCGGAAGGACUUUAUACUGACCUUAAGUCAACGCACUCUAAUGUUACAGACCAUUAUGUUCCUUACAUACCUCCUCCUUGGCGCCUAUGUCUUUUCCCAAGUUGAAGAAUGGAACUACCUGGAUGCUGUGUAUUGGACCAUCGUUACCCUCUUUACUGUUGGCUUUGGUGAUUACUAUCCUAAUACUACUCUUGCAAGAGCGCUCCUGAUCCCAUACGCGCUCACUGGUAUUAUAACUCUUGGUUUAGUCAUCAGCUCAGUUAGGAGUCUAAUGCUCGAGCAUGGACGACGCUGCGUCGCAGCCCGAAUGGAAGACAGGAAGCGACGCAAGAUGAUCCGGACUAUAACACGCAGUGAUGACGAUAAAGUUCUCGAGCCCAUCCGCCAACAGUUCGAAAUCUCACACACACAAUCAAACAAAGCGCCGGCAAACGAGUUCGAGCGCCGCAAGGCCGAGUUUGCUCUGAUGCGCAAGAUUCAGGCCAAGUCCUCAUCUCACGGAAGAUGGGCAGCUAUGGCUAUCUCUACGUUCUCAUGGCUCGUUCUAUGGCUCGUGGGUGCUGUUGUCUUUGAGAAGGCUGAGAAUCCCUAUCAAAACUGGUCAUACUUUAACGCUUUCUACUUCUGCUUCGAGGCCUGGACGACUAUCGGAUAUGGUGAUCUCGCCCCUAUAUCUAAUGCAGGCAGAUCUUUCUAUGUCUUUUGGUCUCUCCUAGCAUUACCCACGAUGACGGUACUUAUCUCACAUGCUAGUGAUACUGUGGUUAGGAUCAUCCGAGAUGGUACUAUUCUACUUGGAAAUGUCACGAUCCUGCCGAACGAUGGAGGCUUUUUCGGAAACAUGAAGCAUAUCAUCAGCAAGAUUACGUUCGGUAAGGCCUUCCCAGGUCACCUGGACUCUGCAUCUACAGAGUUGGCGGCACCCUCGAAGAACAUCGAUCAACCAUUAGCUGGGACCGUGAACGAGGCCUGCGAACCAACUCUCCAAGACGACAACAGAGGCUGCCCCAGUGCCUCUGCUGUCGGCCAAGGGGUUUCACAGGACAGCCGCCGAUCACACACUCGUACUGCUCCAUCGAUUUUCACCUCCGAAUUGCGCUGCAAUCAUCACAAUGGGCUUCCCACAGGCACUGACUUCCACUUCCUCCUUAUCUCCGAGAUCAAGGUCAUCGCCACCCACCUCAAAGAAUCCAAGCCGCAUCACUACACUUUCGACCAAUGGGCCUGGUACCUCAAACUCAUGGGCGAAGAUGAACACAAUGCACAGAUGCACUGCAAGGCCACGCCGAAGGGAAAGGCCCGGGGUCCUAGCCAUGGGGACCCAGAUAUGGAGCUGACGUGGUCGUGGGUCGGGCCUGGCAGUCCUUUAGUGGGUAGUCAGGAGGAGAGCGAGUGGAUUUUUAACAGGCUGGUGGAUAGGCUGUGGGAAUCGCUGUCGUCUGAGAGGAGGCGGAGGCUGUGGGACCUUGCCAGGGAAGUGUAUCCAGAGCUAUAG